AUGGACAAGAGAAACAGCCUGGAACAGCCAUCAGUAAGAAAUGUUGAGCAGUGGCAGAAGGAGUCUGAUUCUGUACUGUACAGGUACAACUAUGAAACAAUAUUCACUAGAUGGGAUCAUCAGAACCCAUUUACAACUGCUAUACUUUUUGAAAAUAUGGCAAUUGUAUCAGACAUGCAUUCAUUACAGGCCUACUGUAACCAACCGGAGAUGAUGAUGGCUUUUCUGAAAAACUACAGAAUGUCAAAUGGGUGCUGCUUCUACUUUACAAAUAUACUAGACUCAAAAUUCAAAGGCAAAAGGUAUAUAAGUCAAUGUUUACUAUCUAUCCUCUCAACCAUCAAUGUUUGA
Molecule: messenger RNA, 351 nt
Organism: Rangifer tarandus platyrhynchus (Svalbard reindeer)
Lineage: Eukaryota; Metazoa; Chordata; Mammalia; Artiodactyla; Cervidae
Source: the annotation of a GenBank genome assembly